CGGACCGUGCGCAUCCAAGCGCAUGCGGAAAGCCUGGCUCUCUGGGACAGACGCUGACGCCUGUUGUUGGGGACGCCUUGCUCGGCGCGGGGUUGGUUGUGAGCUUUGCAGUUUGCAAACUCUAGGGCGCUUAGACCGGCGAGGAACCACUGUCGUGCCACGCAAAGGGCUGAGGCCUGAGAACUUUGAGUGGGGCUUGGGGACAGGAAAAAGGAAGGGCCAGAGCCAGGCAGCUACAAUGAAGCUGAACCAGAACACCAUGCUGCUGGGCAAGAAGGUGGUCCUGGUACCCUACACCUCCGAGCAUGUACCUAGGUACCACGAGUGGAUGAAGUCAGAGGAACUGCGGCAUCUGACAGCCUCAGAGCAGCUGACCCUACAGCAGGAGUAUGAGAUGCAGAGUAGCUGGUGUGAAGAUGAAGACAAGUGUACCUUCAUCGUGCUGGAUGCAGAGAAGUGGCAGGCCCAGCCUCGCCUCCCUGAAGAGAGCUGCAUGGUGGGAGAUGUGAACCUCUUCCUCACAGACCUAGAAGACCCCACCUUGGGGGAGAUCGAGGUCAUGAUUGCAGAGCCCAGCUGCAGACGCCAGGGACUUGGCACGGAGGCUUCUCUCCUGAUCAUGUCUUAUGGAGUGACGAAGUUAGGUCUGACCAAGUUUGAGGCUAAAAUCGGGCAAGAAAAUGAACCUAGCAUCCGGAUGUUCCAGAAACUUCACUUUAAGCAGGUGGCUAUGAGCAAUGUCUUUCAGGAGGUGACGCUCAGACUGGCAGUGAGCGAGCCAGAGCGGAAGUGGAUUCUGGAGCAGACGAGCCACAUGGAAGAGAGACCCUACAGAGCUAGGAAGGAAGAGCCUGUGACAGCCACCCUGAGUGAGCAGAGGAGUUGGAACCACACGCUCCCAAAGCCAGACAGCUGCAUGGGAGAUAAAAGCACAGUAUCUCUGGUCUGUUCCAGACCCUCCUGAGCCUGCCAUGGCCUCCCCUGGCUGUAGUGGUCAAGAACACUCCUUCCAACUCCGAACUAUACCCUGACCCUGACUACACUGGAAGGGGUGGCUGAGGCCAUCAGAGUCAGGGUGGAGGUGGGAACUGGCAGCCGGCAGGACGGGGCCCUGGCUGAGUAAAGCACUCAUUUGGACA
Arvicanthis niloticus (Nile rat) is the source of this 1139-nucleotide messenger RNA. RefSeq names its product N-acetyltransferase 9 (gene Nat9). Lineage: Eukaryota; Metazoa; Chordata; Mammalia; Rodentia; Muridae. Gene Ontology annotation, molecular function: N-acetyltransferase activity. The record is from RefSeq and is a predicted model, not a curated record.